CAGCUGGUGCUUCUGAAGGCGGCCGACUGGCGGGCGGGCGUGGGGUGUUGGUGGUGGCGGGGCAACGCUGCGGGAGCAGCCUCGGCCGCCACCGCCUUGCACCAUUGCACCAUGUCGGGGCAGCUGGAGUGUUGCGAGCGCGAGUGGCACGAGCUGGAGGGAGAAUUUCAGGAACUGCAGGAGACCCACAGGAUCUACAGGCAGAAGCUGGAGGAGCUGACAGCACUGCAGGCCUUGUGUAGCAGUUCCAUCCACAAGCAGAAGAGGCGACUCAAGGACUUGAAGCACACGCUCCAGAGGUACAAGCGCCAUGCCAGCCAGGAGGAGACAGAGCUGGUCCAGCAGAUGAGUGCCCACAUUAAGGAGCGGCAGAACGUCUUCUUUGACAUGGAGGCCUACCUGCCCAAGAAGAAUGGGCUCUACUUGAAUCUGGUCCUUGGUAAUGUGAAUGUGACCCUCCUCAGCAACCAGGCCAAGUUUGCCUACAAGGAUGAGUAUGAGAAGUUCAAGCUCUACCUGACUAUAAUCCUGCUCCUGGGAGCUGUGGCAUGUCGCUUUGUCCUUCACUACAGGGUGACGGAUGAAGUUUUUAACUUCCUGCUGGUGUGGUAUUACUGCACCCUGACGAUCCGGGAGAGUAUUCUCAUCAGCAACGGCUCGAGAAUUAAAGGCUGGUGGGUGUCUCACCAUUAUGUCUCUACGUUCCUGUCUGGAGUGAUGCUGACCUGGCCCAAUGGACUAAUUUAUCAGAAGUUUCGCAAUCAGUUUUUAGCAUUCUCAAUUUUUCAGAGCUGUGUCCAGUUCCUACAGUAUUAUUACCAGAGGGGCUGCCUCUACAGGUUGCGAGCCCUGGGUGAGAGGAAUCACCUGGACCUCACUGUGGAAGGAUUCCAGUCCUGGAUGUGGCGAGGCCUCACCUUCCUCCUCCCUUUCCUCUUCUGUGGCCACUUCUGGCAGCUCUACAAUGCUGUCACACUGUUUGAGCUCUCCAGCCAUGAAGAAUGCAGAGAAUGGCAGGACCAGCCUGAUGCUGGGAACUCAUUGCCUUUACCCAGUUCACCUACCUCUGCCUCUGGAAACCCCUGCAGCUUUGCUGGAGCCCUGGGGCCUCAGGUCGUGCACACCAAACUCCAGAAGAACAGAAACAAGAUGAAGAAGCCAUGAGCCUUGGACUUGACUGCAUUCAAGGUUGGGUGCGCCAAAUUCCAGAAGAACAGAAAUGAGAUGAAGAAGCCGUGAGCAUCUCAACUUGUGUGCCCCUGGAGUCCCGGACUUUGAGACUACUGGGGAUUCCUGUUGGCACCCUGGAUGCCCGUCACUGGUGGCCAAGGGCAGUAGCAUCUCAGGGGCCAGUGGCAUUGCUGGGAACAGGGCUGAGGCCCCCCUCCCAAGCAGGACACGAGGAAUGUGAAGCCCACCUCUCUGCACAGUAUUAGUCUCCCUAUUUAUGACAUAUUUAAUACUGGGUCCUCCCAACUUCCCUGGAAUCUGAGGCCUUCCCUGCUGCUCUCAGCAAUAGCUGAGACUGGGUCAGUCUUCUUAGGGGUGGGGCCCAAAUCCUCAGGGAGCCCCUUUGUCCCCACCCCUGUCAUUUGAACCCCCUCACGAAGGGGUUUGGAUGUGCCUCGCAGGGGUUGGACUUAUGCUGACUUGCUGCUUACAGCACCCCAGGCGCAGGGUGGAAUGAAACCUUCCAGCAUCCUGUGGAGCCCCCUCCCCUGGGCCCCAGCUGCCCCUGCUGUAAGCCCCCUCCGCGGCCCUCGCCCUCAGUGAUGGGGGAUUAUUUAAGUUCUCAGAGAACCA
Molecule: messenger RNA, 1803 nt
Organism: Urocitellus parryii (Arctic ground squirrel)
Lineage: Eukaryota; Metazoa; Chordata; Mammalia; Rodentia; Sciuridae
Source: RefSeq, a predicted model, not a curated record